Messenger RNA from Labeo rohita (rohu), 1137 nucleotides. Its product is annotated as cardiac phospholamban-like. Gene Ontology annotation, molecular function: ATPase inhibitor activity. The transcript has 2 exons. NCBI's taxonomy places the organism in Eukaryota, Metazoa, Chordata, Actinopteri, Cypriniformes, Cyprinidae. Gene Ontology annotation, cellular component: sarcoplasmic reticulum; membrane. Gene Ontology annotation, biological process: negative regulation of ATPase-coupled calcium transmembrane transporter activity; negative regulation of calcium ion import into sarcoplasmic reticulum; negative regulation of heart rate. Bases 296 to 454 code for a protein of 52 amino acids. The record is from RefSeq and is a predicted model, not a curated record.
CAUACACACAGGCCCGUCCUGUGAUCUUGAGAUGGGAUGUGUUCCCUUUGCAUCUACCGCCCUCCCGUUUGUUUUCCCCACCCCUUUCAGUUCCUCCUAUAAACUUUAUAGCUUGUCCAGGAGAGCCUGUGUGUCUACAUCCAACAUUUUCCUGCUGGUUCACUCUUUAACUUUAUUUGAAAGGACUUCCUUCCUUCUUCUGCUGCCAUUUUACGGGCACCACAAGGACGCAACAGCACCACCAUCUCCAUCCGUCCAUUCCUCUCACUGCCACUAGUCCGCAGUCUUCAUCAGGAUGGAGAGGGUGCAGCACAUGACGCGUUCAGCCAUGCGGAGGGCGUCCAACAUCGAAGUGAACCCGCAGACCAAACGCAACAUGCAAGAUCUCAUUAUCAACUUCUCCCUGAUCCUCAUCUGCCUGCUGCUCAUCUACAUCAUCGUCUUGCUCAUGUGACACCAAAAGACGACAACCGGCCAAUAGCAAGAUGCGCUAUACAAGAUCUCGGACAAUUUUUGGUAAUUAAAAAUGCCCUCCUGAUGAUGCAACACAUGUUAAUUUCCUGAAAUAAUACGAGGGCGGCAAUGAUUUUUCUCCAUUUAUGUUUGUUGCGUUCUUCUUAUAACAAUAAGCAUAUUUUUGAUGUUUUAAUCUCAUUUUGUUCAUACGUGUUUUGUAUUGGGCUAUGUAUAAAACAUACAAAAUUGUAUGUUAGGUAAAUUCAAAUAUGUUUUGUAUAUGAAGGCAGACCUCACAGGAGGAAAGCGUCGUCUGGUGUAACGUUACUUCCCAAAGAAUUAACAUCAAACUGUCUGUGAUAUCUGGCAGAAGUAGCUCCCAAUGGCAAAAUCAAAGCAAUUCCUUUAAGUGCUAAGUCAUUUAUGUAAAUAUCCCCCCUAAUUAUCACGCAACUGUUAUGUAGAAAUGCAAAAUUUCUAGGUCAGUCCCAGAAAUCAUAUAUUAUUCACAGAGGAACAGAACAUGUUGGCACUGAGGUAAAUUGCGCUUGUACGCUUAACAUAUUGUCUGUUUACACUUCCUGUGAACAUGAUCUGAGAGAGAGAGCGAGCUAAAAUGGGUAAUUUAAGGAUGUUUUUAAAUGUAGACGACCAAUAAAGAGAUCGUUUGUUUUAAAUGUU